This is a messenger RNA of Penicillium atrosanguineum, 276 nucleotides long. RefSeq lists its product as uncharacterized. Lineage: Eukaryota; Fungi; Ascomycota; Eurotiomycetes; Eurotiales; Aspergillaceae. The transcript is spliced from 2 exons. The record is from RefSeq and is a predicted model, not a curated record. The coding region runs from base 1 to 276 and encodes 91 amino acids.
AUGGCUCGCAAUGCCGUUGACAUCAAGGCCCGAAUCAUUGUCCUUGCACUGAAAGCCAAUGGUAGCUCCCAGGCCGAAAUCAUCGAGCUCACUGGGCUGAGCAAAAGCACCAUCAAGCGAAUUUGUGCCAGAGCAGUUCGCCAGGGCUUCGAUCCUGAAAAGCGACCUAUUGAGAUCUCCGACUCUCACCUCGUUGAGGGGACCAGUGCCGACGAGGCCUCCCCCAAGAAGCAGCAGAAUCCUGUUGAGCCUAAGCCUGAGCAUGACUCCGAAUAG